GGUAUAUAGUUGACCUACAGAAACUUUAUAUAUCCAUGAACGGAAAAAUUUCAUCGGCACUACAGAGAAUAUCUAUCAUUGAACAAAAAGUAUCAAAAACACGGAAAAUAUGUCAAUCAGGAAAUUUCGGUCAACAAUUACAUAUUCCUGGGAACAGUUUUCCAGCUUCAGCGUACAUACGGUUCUAUCCAGCAUUUGAACACACACCUGCCAUUGUAUAUGGAUUAUAUCUUUAUGAUACAUCGAGGCUGGCUAAUUCGAGAUUCAGCACCAGAGUCAACAACCUUUCUACAUAUGGAUUUAAUAUUAGCAUAACUUCUUGGGCAGACACCAAAAUGUAUGGAGCUCGCAUUUCCUGGAUGGCAUGUCUCAAAAAUGUUUAAUAUACAACAGGACAAAAUCAUCAUGAUUUGGUUUAUCGUACUUACAAUGUUUACUUGAUUUCCGUCACAACAUUUUAAACAAGGAACGAAGCAUUCAAAAAAUUAUUCAUGUAGUAUAGUUUUAAAAAGAUAUUGUGCUAAACUUCUAAAAACUUUCGUAAUUGAAUAAUAUGGUUUUAAAAAUUCUCACCACUUACAAGCAGCGCAUUAUAUUCUUUUCUUCUUGAAAAAAACCCAACAUUUUCACUCUAGUGUCAACCCGAAGUUAAUAUUAGUAAUAACCGUUAACAAAUCAGUGGUUUUAAUUUUUUAAAACAUGUUGGCAGUUCUUUCGACUUUUUAUUUAUGUAGAUCACUGACCCUCCUCUUACUUUUCGUCACAAGAAAGGAAACCAAUAAAUUAUUGUAAGCAUUUAACGUAUCGAUCUAUAUGUAACACACUUUUGUAUAUACCUGUUGUCAUUUAUAUAAUUUUCCAAUUGAUUUCUUAUAAUAAUUAUUUGCAAGAAAACAAUUAUACAUGUCAAUGAGUUUGAAGAUAAAAUUAUAAGCAUUCUUGCAGUCAUCUAGCUUAAUGUUUAAAAUUUUAUACGGUACAUGUAUUUAACUUUUCAUUCUUAUUUUCUUCCUAAUAAAAUUAAAUUCUAAAUGUUCCUGUUUAUUUUUAUGAUAUGAAAAGUUGUAAACAAUAAGCAAAAUAAAGAUAGAAUUGUUCUUUGACGUUUUGAUGAUAACUGAUAUAUAGAUAACAGAUGGAAUAACGUUCCUAUUAAACUAUGAAACAAAAUUGACCAAAUAGAUAUUUAUCUCAUGAAUUCGUGUUUUAUGACCAACAAAUAUUCUCACACCGACGCCAUGGUUUAUAUAGAACAAAGGGGUCAAAUGCAGCUUUUGGCUUUUAUCUCAAAUACAAAACCUUUUAGAGCAAAUCUGACGAGGAUAAAAUUGUUCAAUUGAUCCGGAUCUAUCAGCCCUGAAAUUGUCAGACGAAUCGGACAACCCAUUGUUGGGUGGCUGCCC
Mytilus trossulus (common blue mussel) is the source of this 1403-nucleotide messenger RNA. Its product is annotated as ATP synthase subunits region ORF 7-like. Bases 36 to 383 code for a protein of 115 amino acids. Gene Ontology annotation, molecular function: carbohydrate binding. Gene Ontology annotation, biological process: cell adhesion. The record is from RefSeq and is a predicted model, not a curated record. NCBI's taxonomy places the organism in Eukaryota, Metazoa, Mollusca, Bivalvia, Mytilida, Mytilidae. The transcript is spliced from 3 exons.